AAGAAUACACAAUACAUGCACUAACGCCCUCGUGGUAAAUAUUUCCAAUUUAAUUUCGUCACGUGGCUGCGUAAUGUGUAUCGUGAUGUAUUGUUAAAAUAAAUAUUAAUAUAAAAUUAAUAUUUAAUACGUAAUAAAAAUCACAAUGGAGCGAUCAGUGGAUAAAAAAUAUCGUGGAAAGGCACCAAUUAAUAAGAGACAAUCUAGAAAGAUGCCAAUUAAAAAAGAAGUAUUGGCGAAACAUUCUAGAGGUCCUGGACUUCAGUUAAGUCGAAAGAAUGCUAUAAGGAACAAUAUACUGAAAAAGAAAUUGAAGCAGAAAGAGCAUGCAAUAGAGAAACAGAUAGAAGCUUCUGCUCGAGCGGAAUUAUUAUUAACUGAAGAGCAUGGCUAUAUGGAAUCAGAAAUUGGAGAAGUCACUACUGAAUAUCGACAGAAGCAAAUAGUAGAGAAUGUGGACAUAACGAGCGCAGCCAAACAUUUCAAACUGGAUUUGCAAUUUGGUCCAUACUGCUUUAGAUAUACUAGAAAUGGCAGGCACUUACUCUUAGGUGGAAAACAAGGUCAUGUAGCUGCUUUUGACUGGGUAACGAAAAAGUUAGCCUGUGAAAUAAAUGUGAUGGAGUCUAUACAUGAUGUAACAUGGUUACAUUUGGAGACUAUGUUUGCGGUAGCACAGAAGGAUUGGGUUUACAUAUAUGACAAUCAGGGAAUAGAGUUACAUUGUUUGAAAAGAAUGAACGGCAUAACAAGAUUGGAAUUUUUACCAUAUCAUUUCUUGCUCGCCAGUGGAUCGAAAGACGGUCAUAUGGCUUGGCUGGAUAUAUCCAUAGGCAAGAUAAUUGCUCGUUAUAACUCGAAUUUGGGCAGAAUAUCUGUGAUGACGCAGAAUCCAAGUAACGCAGUGUUGUGCGUAGGAAACUCGAAAGGAGUAGUAUCUAUGUGGUCUCCAAACUCUUAUAAACCAUUGGCAAAAAUGCUGUGCCACGCUCAACCGAUUAUGACGUGCACUGUUCAUCCAUGUGGGACUUACAUGGCAACCAGUUCUAUAGAUAAAUCGGUAAAAAUAUGGGACAUUAGGCAGUUAGCAGGACCAGUAAACAACUUGCAUCUUCGUUCACCCGCUCAUCGCAUGUCUUACAGUCAGCGUGGUUUGCUUGCACUCGGAAUGGGCAACGUAGUUGAAGUUUAUAGAGAAACUUCUGGCGACUUCAAGCCAUAUUUACGACACAGAACUGCUCGCAAUGUAAAUUGCGUGAGAUUUUGUCCGUUUGAAGAUGUAUUAGGGAUUUCUACUGCGAAUGAAUUUUCGUCACUUUUGGUGCCAGGAAGUGCAGAAGCAAAUUAUGAUGCGCACGAGAUUAAUCCAUUCCAGACUAAGAGUCAAAGACGAGAGAUGGAAGUGAAGGCACUUUUGGAAAAAAUACAGCCAGAAUUUAUUACUCUUGACUCGUCCGAGAUACUCGAAGUAGAUGUACCUACGUAUAAAGAGAAAGUGGAAGCAAAGAAAAAGCUUUUGUAUAUUAAACCAAAAUCGAUAAACUUUGAACCUCGACGAACGAAAGCUAAAGGAAAAGGUGGCACUGCAAAAAUAAUAAAAACUAAAAAGAUAUUAAAAGAUUUAAAUCGCCGAGAAAUGAUUGAAACUCUUCAUAAAGAACAGAAGGAAACUGCACCAAAAAAGACUGAGAACCUGAAUAAAGAUUAUGGCGUCUUAAAUAGAUUUGUUUCGAAAAAAUAGAAUAACAUCGUACUAAAUAAGAUUUAUAAUUCUAUGUAUAUGAAAUGAUUGUAUAUACAUUUUAAUAUUUUAAUAAAAGUUAUAACAAAUGA
Molecule: messenger RNA, 1833 nt
Organism: Solenopsis invicta (red fire ant)
Lineage: Eukaryota; Metazoa; Arthropoda; Insecta; Hymenoptera; Formicidae
Product: WD repeat-containing protein 46
Biological process (GO): maturation of SSU-rRNA from tricistronic rRNA transcript (SSU-rRNA, 5.8S rRNA, LSU-rRNA)
Cellular component (GO): small-subunit processome; nucleolus; 90S preribosome
Molecular function (GO): protein binding
Source: RefSeq, a predicted model, not a curated record